Messenger RNA from Abrus precatorius (Indian licorice), 1692 nucleotides. Its product is annotated as probable beta-1,3-galactosyltransferase 2. Gene Ontology annotation, cellular component: Golgi membrane. The record is from RefSeq and is a predicted model, not a curated record. NCBI's taxonomy places the organism in Eukaryota, Viridiplantae, Streptophyta, Magnoliopsida, Fabales, Fabaceae. The coding region runs from base 334 to 1467 and encodes 377 amino acids. Gene Ontology annotation, molecular function: hexosyltransferase activity. The transcript is spliced from 13 exons.
UAUUGUUAAUGUAUUAUUAUUAUGAUUUAUGAAACUUUACAUUGAGCUAAGCUGAAAAAUUGUGGAACGAAACAUUUGGCAGAUUUUCAGGUGAGAAGCAAAACUGAAGAUAGACAAGAUAACAAGAUCUGAGAAGAGAAACCGUGAUCCAACACUUCAUUAACUGUUACCGUUAUUUGUUACUAUUGUUCUUCCGAAUUUCCUUUGUGGUGUGAAGAGCCGUUUGUUUGAAAGGGACGGUUCCGUAACAUUGGAAGAUUAAGAGGGGUCUUAGUGGGUCUUCCUCUCUUGUCUCAAACCAACUAGUGAGUGAGCAAGAAGAGGAGAAGGACAAUGUCUAUUAAGAGCAAAGGAGGAGCAGUGGAAGUGGGUGCAAGGAGUGCCCUACAUAGGAAAUGGGCUCUUUUGCUUUGUGUGGCAAGCUUCUGUGCUGGAAUGUUCUUCACCAAUAGGAUAUGGUCGAUGUCUGAAUAUAAAGAAAUUUCAAGGACAUCUAGUGAGAUUGAAGGAAUAAAAUUAAACUCUGAUGGUUGUAAUCUAAAUCUAGUUGUAAAGCCUAACUCCAAUUACAGUCAAGUGGAAGUUUCAAACACACAGAAUGUUAUCAAGAAACAGAGAAACUCAGAGACAGUUGUAUCAACUCGAAGGAAAAAAUAUUUCAUGGUUAUAGGGAUCAAUACAGCUUUUAGUAGUAGGAAGCGAAGAGACUCUGUCCGUGCAACUUGGAUGCCACAAGCUGAGGAAAGAAAGAAGUUGGAGGAAGAAAAAGGCAUAAUCAUACGUUUUGUUAUUGGUCACAGUUCUACAUCUGGUGGCAUUCUUGACAAAGCUAUUGAAGCAGAGGAGAAGCUUCAUGCUGACUUUUUGAGGCUGAACCAUGUUGAGGGCUACCUAGAACUAUCAGCUAAGACAAAGACCUACUUUUCAACUGCUGUUGCCUUGUGGGAUGCAGAAUUUUACGUCAAAGUUGAUGAUGAUGUUCAUGUGAAUUUAGCAACACUUGGAUUGACUCUGAGUAUGCACCGUUCAAAACCUCGGGUAUACAUUGGGUGCAUGAAAUCUGGUCCUGUCCUUGCUCAGAAGGGAGUGAAAUACCAUGAACCAGAAUACUGGAAGUUUGGCGAGGUAGGAAACAAGUACUUUCGUCAUGCUACAGGACAAUUAUAUGCCAUUUCACAAGAUUUGGCUACUUAUAUAUCAAUAAACCAGGAUGUACUGCAUAAAUAUGCCAAUGAAGAUGUUUCAUUGGGAUCUUGGUUUAUUGGUUUAGAUGUGGAUCAUGUUGAUGAUAGGAGAAUGUGUUGUGGUACACCCCCUGAUUGCGAGUGGAAGGCCCAGGCUGGUAACGUGUGUGUUGCUUCAUUUGAUUGGAAAUGCAGUGGGAUUUGCAGGUCUGUUGAGAGGAUAAAGGAAGUUCACCAGCGUUGUGGAGAGGAUGAAAAUGCAUUGUGGAGUGCAACCUUCUAAACUCAAGAACAAGUAGUACAGUAUAGGAUUCAGAAACGUGAAAGAGAACUAUGAGUGCUGCAUGGCUGCAUGGUAGUGGAAGAUGGUUGAAACUUGAAAGUGAGAUAGAUGAUAAACCUUGCAGCUUCAUCUUAACUGAGGAGAUAACCCCUCUGCUUCCAAAGAGUAUAGUAAUAGUAAAAAAUAUAUAUAUAAUAGUAGCUACCAACCCAUUCUUUUGUUGAA